UAGUAUCAAUUGGGUUCAUGGAGGCUGCCAUUUUUAUUCCUUGAAGUAAAAGGAUCUCUCAUUGGCACAAAAUUUAGAGACUUCAUUUAUCGUCCAACCAAAAAGGAGCUUUCAUAGUUUAACAGCGUCAGAACCUCCUAUCCCAAGAUGGUUAGAAGUGAGAGUAAAAGCAGGGAAAGAAAGAAAAGCGGAUCAGAGAAAAACAAAGAAAAAAAGAAGAGGACAAAGUCAGCAUCUAGUAGUGGUUCAGAUUCAGACAGCAGCAGUUCAUCAGGAAGCUCAAAGGGAAGAGGUAGAUCAAGGUCCUCCUCAUCAGACAGUAGUUCUAGCAGUGGAAGUAGUAGUUCUGGGAGUAGUUCAUCCUCACGGUCCGGGAGUUCUAGCUCUAGUGGAUCAUCAGACAGUGACAGGCCCUCUAAGAAGACUAAAGAGGCAAAGCGAAAGGCAUCAGAAUCUCCUAAAAGGAGGAAGAGAAGCCCAACACCUAGACCAACCAAAGUUCACAUCGGACAGCUGACUAGAAAUGUCAAUAAAGAGCACAUUCAGGAGAUAUUUACGGUCUAUGGUACACUGAAGAAUCUAGAUGUUCCAGUGGAGAGAGUUCAUCCAAACUUUAUCAAGGGAUAUGCUUACAUAGAGUAUGAAAAACCAGAUGAUGCAGAGAAAGCUAUUAAAUACAUGAAUGGAGGUCAAAUUGAUGGACAGGAAGUGACAGCUGCUGCAGUACUGCCACCUAGGGUGGUGUCCAGACCUCGUCACAGUCCUCCUCACAGACCACCACCCAGGUGGGAAAAUAGAGAAAAUAAUAGGAGAGGAGGAGGAGGUUCCCCUCCUAGAGGAUCAUACAGAGAUCGCAGGAGAUCACCUCCUCGUAGACGUUCCCCGCCAAGAAGACGAUCAAGGUCAAGGUCACCAGCAAGACGUAGAAGAUACAGCAGAUCAAGUUCUGAUUCAUCUCACUAAUGUUUUAAUGUAUUGUGUGUAUAUAUGUGGAACUGUGUUGACUGUUUGUCAUGUUAAAGUCACUUGAAUGUAGGUUAUUUGAUACCAUAAAUAUUUAUACUGAACUCCAGAUCAAGUAAUAAAUAUUGUGGAGAAACAUGUUUAUAAUGUGGGAAAUUUAAAAUAGUCCAUUGAUUUAUGUUUUCAUACUUUUUAUUCAUUUUAUCUUCAAUCCUGUUCUAUUUUGGAUAGAAAACCGUUACUUUGGUUUAAAGUUUAAGAAAUUGUGAAUAAAGUAAUUUUCUGGGAAAAUAGGGUGGUUAGAAGGCAUUCCAAGUUAAGGGCUAUUUUAUUAAAUGAAUGUUUGCAUACAUCAAACGGAAUAAAGUUAAGAUUUUGGCAAUGGUAGCCCACAACUAAUUAGUUGCCAAUUUUAUAUAGUUCUAUACUAGAAAUACAGAACUUUGUGAGCCCACAACAUAUUUUAGAGGCCAUUGGUGAGUUAGCCUUGCUAAUUUAAAACCCUGAUCAAAUCAACAUUAGAUCAUAAAUAAUUCAUGACACUUGUCAUAAAAAUAACCCCCCUUUCUAUCCUACAAUAUUUGUAUAAAUGAAUAGCCCUAUAUUAACAGCAAUAUCAAAAAGAUGCAGAAAUAUUUCAUAUUUAUUCACUUUAUACAUGGGCUCAUUUAAGCUUGACAGGCUGAAAUGUUGUCUAUUGUUGUACAGUAGAUGAUUUUUGAUUUCUUUGUGUUGUGUUGUUUUUUGGUUUUUUUUCUUUCUCAUUUGAAUAUAUUUCAAACAUCUGUAUUUCUAUGAAAAUCAAAUUCUGUUCACACAAAUAAUUAAUCAAAGAUAUCAAGUAUCUGAUCGAUAGAAUUAACGGUCAAGUUACAUUUUAUUAUCAUUAUCAUUGUACUUCAUAUUUUUAUUACUUACAUCUUUCAAAUCAUGUAACUAUAACUUCGCAGAUUAAACUGUAGAAUAUAAAGGUUAUGAGGAUGUGGUCUGGUUCAUUUUUAUCAGAUAAUUAAAAACAAUGAAUGAACUGAAAAAUUGUAAAUAUAAUACAUGAACAUUGUUUUUAAUUAAAUAAAUAUAUAGAUGUAA
Molecule: messenger RNA, 2052 nt
Organism: Mytilus trossulus (common blue mussel)
Lineage: Eukaryota; Metazoa; Mollusca; Bivalvia; Mytilida; Mytilidae
Product: RNA-binding protein with serine-rich domain 1-like
Exons: 6
Coding region: 148-963 (271 amino acids)
Biological process (GO): mRNA splicing, via spliceosome
Cellular component (GO): nucleoplasm; cytoplasm; ASAP complex
Molecular function (GO): RNA binding
Source: RefSeq, a predicted model, not a curated record